UCGAUAUCGGCCACUCUCAGUGUAAUCGUUACGGCAUUGUAAGAAAACACGUUUUUGGAGCUUCUACUUCGCGAUCCCUCAUUUUUCGCAUUUUCCAAAAGAUAAGGCAGACAUGCCGUUCUUCAAAAAGCUCAAGAGAUUUUCCCGCCAUAAAAAGUUAUGCGAGGAAUGGGCUUUGGCGCAUGAAGGAAGCGCUGUCUCAGGCUUAGGACAUGAAGAAUCUGAUGACGCUUCAGAGGCGAGGUUCACCCUCAAAUAUUUGGGAAGCACUCUUGUCGAGACACCCUCUAACGAAGAAGCUACUGCUGAAGCCAUAAAAACUGUUAUUACCAUGGCAAAAGCUAGUGGAAAGAAAUUGCAGAGGGUUUCACUGGCUGUGAGCUUAAGGGGAAUUAGAAUGACUGACCUCACCACCGAGGAAGAUCAACUUCAAGUUUCUAUAUACAGAAUUUCCUACUGUUCGGCGGAUGCAAAUCACGAUCAUGUAUUCGCAUUCAUUGCCACAAAUCUCAAUGAAACUAUGGAGUGUCAUGCCUUUUUGUGUCCCAAGCGAAAAAUGGCCCAGGCUGUGACUUUAACAGUCGCUCAAGCUUUCAAUACAGCCUAUGAGGCAUGGCAAUUGUUACAGGCGGACCCUAGAAUUCAUCAUGCACAGGAUAAAAGUCCUUCACUCACUGAGAAUAUAAUCGAAUACAAGGAUAAGGCAGUAAAGGAGAACAAGGACAAUGAAAAACAAAACGACCAAAAGAAGCAAAAUGUGCUGAAAGAAAAGGUUAAUGAGUCACAGAAAAAUUUACUCAUUGAUCUUUCUCACGAUGUAAAACCGAAAGAAAAUUCAUGGGUAUGUUUCGAAGAUGACAUAUCUUCAGGCGAGAGUAAGAAACUUGAGAAGAAAAGUCCCACAAAUAGUAUUCCAAUGACAACUUUGAGGCAUGCCGCCUCUUCUACCUCGUCUCAUAUGGUGCCGAGACCCUCACCAGGAUUCAAAGUUCAAAAUGCCUGGGAAUCGCGUUCGGUGGAUUUUAUGUGUUCGUAGCAAUCAUAGCUUCCGGCCGACAGCUUCCAAGACGUUCCUUUGAUAACAGGUCUCUGGAAGCAUCUUCUCAAUACGAAGACCAAACUGUAGCUGACAUUUUUUUCGGAAGAAACAAUUUCUUCCUACAAAAUAAUAGAUAGUGUCGGAUCAAAAAGUACUGGAAAGUUUUGAACCACUGCCCGGAUGGCCUUUUAAAAAUUAGUCUUGACUUUAAAAGGUGAUCACUCCUUCAAAAAUAUAAAGAGAAAUAUAUAUUUUAGAUGGUUGAAAAGUUGAUUGAAUUGUGUAUUAAAUGAGCCCUAGUUCAUUUAAUUUGACAUGGUGUGUAUUAAAUUAUUACGUGAGAAAAACAAAAAUAAAAUUUCGCUUUUUAAAGAAUUUUAAGGAAUUUGUAUUAUCAUGGAAGAUGGUCAAAAUUCGAUCUAGAUGGAGCCGUGAAUUAAUUUUUAAAAUUAAAGUAUUUUCUGAAAAAGGAUCUACUCCUUUCACUCCACUGGGAAUCAAACCCAGGUCUUUCGAUUGCCGGUCGGGUGCUCUUACCAUUAACCUACUAGAGUGUUCGAUAGAGGAACCUCUGUUCAGAAAAAGACGCUGUCUUUAGAAAUUCUUUUUCAGACUAGAUGCAGCUAUGAAUUAAUUUUUAAAAUAAAAAUAUUUUUCUGAAAAAAAUCUUCUCCUUUUGCUUCGCUGGAAAUCAAACCUAGGUCUUUCGGUUGUCGGUCGGGUGCUCUUACCACUAAGCUACUAGAGAGUUCAAUAGAGAAAUCUUCGUUCAGAUUCUUUGUAAAAUUGACAUGCAUAAAACGUAACACCUUGCUCAAGACAGCAUGUCUUUUUGUACGAAGAUUUCUAUAUUAAUCUCUCUAGCAGCUUCGUGCUAAGAGCAUCCGAUCGCCAAUGGGAAGAGCUGGGUUCAAUUCCUAGUGAAGGGAAAUGAGAAGAUCUUUUUUCAAAAAAAUAUUUUAAAUUCUCGGAGUUUUGUAGUUUAACUUCAAUUCUUGACAAGAGCUUGAAAAAAGAAUUUAUUAACUUAAAUAUUUUUUUUCCUGCAUGCCAAAUCUUUCUUUCUGUCUUUCUCAUGUGAUUAUUUGAUAUCCAUAAGGAUAAAUUACUUCAACUAAGGCCCAUUUAACGCAGAAUUUAAUCAGAUUUCCGAAAGUGUUUUAUAAAUAUUUUUGAUUAUAGUCUGAAUGGCGUUUUCAAUUUUAAAAGUAAACGCUAAUUUUCAAUUUGUCAUCUGGUCAAUGGUCUGAUACUAUCAGUCAGUAGUGUAUGUUCUCUAAGUGUUACGUAACAAAAAGGUAAUAUUCAUUCAUUAAAUUGCUACUGUACGGAGUCAUAAUAAUUUUGGAAUUCUAAAAUGUAACAGAUGUAUAAUGUAAUAGUUAUUUAUCAUUGUUACAUAUUUGUUAUAUAUUUAAGUUCCAUAUUAGUUACACAAGGGUUACAUGUCUUAAUUAAAUUGUUAAAAAAUUAUUAGAAAUCAUUAAAAAACAUUUUAACCUCGUUAUGGAAUUAUUACGGAUCCAUUAAAGAACAAAUUUACAUUAUGGCACUGUUACGGAUUUGUUACGGCAGUUUUAUAGAACAAUAUUACUUUUUAAACCCAUCCCAGAAUUGUUACGAGUUUUUUUUUGACGUAUAACGUUUUUACUCAUGUUCUAAACAAAUUUUUAACGUGUCAGAUCAAAUAUUUGAUGUAACAUAACAGUUACCACACAAUUAUAUAUCAGUGGCCGUUUCCUUUUAAUGUGGUAUUCUUAUCACAAAGAAUUAAUGAAAUUGAUCGAAAAUGAAUUAUACCCUAUGGCACUUAUUUUCCUUUCUUUUUUCUCACUUUGGGGGAAAAGAAGGAAAUACAGUCUGUCAGAGAAAGUUGCGAAGGUGGAACCUCAAUAGCUGAAACUUUUUUUAGUAAGUUUCUCUUUCCAAGAACAUUAUCUUGCAGUACAAACUUUUCCACAGAAAGUGAAAGAAUUUUCUGCCGAUAGAAUUUAGAUUAUUUAAGCGCACAUAGUUCAUUCGAAUUUAACUUUUUUAUUGAAGACUUUGUAAAUCUAAAUUAGGCUGGUCCAAAAAUCGCCAAGUUUGCAAAAUACAAUGUGCUUUAGAAAAUUCUUGAUUCUAAAAAAAUCCUUAAGAACAUGUAAUUCAAUCGGAAGAAAUGUUGCACUCCCUGUUUGAGGUGAAAGGUUCACAACAAUACUAUCCUAAUUUUAAUGAUAAAUUUAAUAGUGUCGUGUAAUUUAUGAAAAAAAUGAUAGAAAUUUUUUUUUCACAUAAUUUACUUUUUCUUUUAAUAAUUUCCACCUUUAGUGGAGACGACUAAGAAAUCCAGAAAAAUAAAAUUUCGGACAUUGUAAAAUUCCCGAAAUUAUCAAAUUGCCGAAAUAUGAAAAGCCCGAAUUUGAAAAUUCUCGUCAGAAAAUUGCCGCAUUAUGAAAUAUACAAAAUAGAAAAUUUCCUAAUUAUAAAAUUCUUAAAUUUAAACGGGAUGACUAAAAAAUCUCGAAAAAUAAAAUUCCCGAAAAUGCAAAAUUGCCGAAUUGGAAAAUUUCCUAAUAAUAAAAUUUCCAAAUAAUAAAAUUUCCGAACUUGAAAAUUCCUGAAUUGAAACAGUUAAAAAGAUCGAAUAAAUCUGAUAGAAAAUACAAUAACAAAAUAUUUUUAUCAAAUAUCAUUUUUUAAUGUUUAAAUUUUUUAAAUUACUGUUUGAAUCUAAAAUGACAUUA
Belonocnema kinseyi is the source of this 3768-nucleotide messenger RNA. Its product is annotated as low density lipoprotein receptor adapter protein 1-like. NCBI's taxonomy places the organism in Eukaryota, Metazoa, Arthropoda, Insecta, Hymenoptera, Cynipidae. Bases 113 to 1036 code for a protein of 307 amino acids. The record is from RefSeq and is a predicted model, not a curated record. The transcript is spliced from 6 exons.